UCACCAAAAUCACCGAGACUGACUCCUUCUUGAGGCAUUUUAAUAUUCAUUCCCUAGUUUGUGCUUUUACUUUGUCAACAUGUGGACUCAGAAAAGUACGCUUGCACUUAUAAAGGACAUUCGCCUCAAUCCAUGUUUGUGGAAUUUACAAUGUGAAGACUACAAGAAUCGAACGAAAAGGGUUAACGCUUACAAAGCUUUAGGUGCCAAGUACGGCAUCAACGGAAAGGAGAUAGAACAAAAAUUUCAUGCUUUAAAGAAUCAGUUUCGGAGAGAACACAGGCGGCUGGAGAAACAGGAAGAAGGCUUGUCUCCUAAGCAAAUACAUUGGUUCGGAUAUGAACCCUUAUUGUUCUUGCUUAAUAACUGUGUGAAGCCUAGUCAAGAUAAAUUUAUGACUGAACAGGAUUUGGAAGAUUCACAAUGUAAACAGGAGUUACUCAAGUUGGAGGUUGAAACCCCAGAAUAUGAAGAAUAUGAAGUUUUAGAGAGUGAAACAAUGUCACCUAAACAGUCCCAACCAGUAUCAUUCACACCUGUAAAAAAGAAAAACAAAGAAACUGGCGUUGCCACAGCAACAGAGGCAUUUAAGUGUAUGAGGACUUUAGCCGAGAAAAUUUGUUCAAGAGACGAGUUUGAUAUUUACGGAGAAUACAUAGCGUAUAAGUUAAGAGAAAGUGGACGUUCUAAUAAAGAGAUAUCUAUAGCACAGCAUGAAAUAAAUACAAUUUGCUUUAAGUUGUGUAUGGGAGAGUUUGCACAAAACAUUGAGCAUUCAUUGGCGGGCUCCGUCCAUUCAAAUCCUGAGACUGAGGAGGUUGAGCUGAGGUAUGUGCAGUAUGCCGACGGAGACCUGCAGGUAGAUCCUAGUUAAAUGUAGUAAGAAAAAGGAGUAAGGGUAAGUUGUGACUGAAAGUUAAAAUUAGGUACCUAUUAUUUAGUGACUAUAUUGAAUAAAAGCCAUUUUAAAACAUA
Leguminivora glycinivorella is the source of this 975-nucleotide messenger RNA. RefSeq lists its product as uncharacterized. Lineage: Eukaryota; Metazoa; Arthropoda; Insecta; Lepidoptera; Tortricidae. The record is from RefSeq and is a predicted model, not a curated record. Bases 80 to 874 code for a protein of 264 amino acids. The transcript has 2 exons.